AUGGCCACGACUGCUGAGAGCUGCAGUCCUGAUAUUGUCGUGGAGAGUGAUUAUCUGGCACGUUGCACCGAGGAAGUUCUUCUCCCUUUCUUCACGGAUGAAAGUCUGCAGGCCACCAUGGACUCGCAACACCCUCAACUCGUCCGCAGCAUGCCUCCACCCACUCUCUCAGAACUUAGACUGGUCCUUCUGGGUCGCAAAGGGGCCGGAAAGAGCGCUGCGGGCAACACCAUUCUGGGUGUAAUCGGAGGGUUUGAGAGCGGGAAGCCGACAGAGGAGUGUGUGAAAAGGCGAGCAGAUGUGGCGGGAAGAAAAGUCACGGCUGUGGAUACUCCAGGGUGGGAGUGGUACUACCCGCUCAACAGCACCCCCAACUGGGUGAGGAAAGAAACUUUACGGAGUGUGUCGCUGUGUCCUCCUGGACCCCAUGCUGUGCUUCUGGUCGUGCGAGCAUGUGCUGCAGUUACAGAGGACUACAUUAGGGAGAUGGAGGAGCACCUGGAGCCGCUGGGGAAAAGAGUUUGGGAGCAUACAAUGCUGCUGUUCACCAGGGGAGACGAACUAGGCCUGGUGUCCAUGGAGCAACGAAUUCUGAUGAGCGGCAAAGCACUCCAGGGACUUCUCAGAAAGUGUGGGAACAGAUAUCAUGUUGUGGAUAACCGAGGCAGAGGAGAUGGGACACAAGUGAAAGAGCUGAUAAGGAAGCUGGAGGAGAUGGUGGAGAAGAAGGGCGGGAGCUGUCAUUUGGAGAUGGAUAACACGUGUUUGUUGGGACUGGAGGCUGACGGGAAGAGGAGAGCAAGGGAGAGGAGGAAGAAACAAAGGCAAAUGGAGGAGCAAGUGCAACGGGGGACCAUCAAAGCUGCUCUGAUGAGCGAUGGUCUCCAGGGCUCGGAGCUGGAUGCCCACCAGUCGUUCUCCAAGUCUCCUCGCCGUCUCCCUGAGGUCAGACUGGUUCUCCUGGGCGAGCGUGAAACAGGGAAGAGUUCUGCUGGGAACACCAUCCUGGGAAAACUGGGCGUCUUCCAGUCCGAAGAGGUGACAGAGGAGUGCAACCGUCAGCAAGCGGAGGUGGCCAUGCGGAUGGUGACGGUGGUGGACACUCCAGGUUGGGAGGGAGGCAUCGCAGGUGCCACACCUGAGAGGGUGAAGAGGGAGAUCGUUAACAGUGUGGCCUUGUGUCCUCCAGGGCCUCAUGCACUCUUGUUGACUCUGAGGGUGGAUACAGUGGUGAGUGCGGGACAUGUGAAGGAACAUCUGGAGCUUCUGGGCGAGGGCGUAUGGCGACACAUUAUGUUGUUGUUCACCCACGGGGAUCAGCUUCGAGAGGGUGUGGAUAUCGAGCAGCGCAUCCAAGGAGGAGGCAAGGACCUCCAGUGGCUGCUGGAGAAGUGCAGGGGAAGGUACCACGUCAUCAGCAGCUUAGAUGGAGGACAAGGAAGAGGAAAUGGAGGCUCCAGUGUGGUCGGAGACCUUUUGCACAAGGUGGAAAAGAUGGCCGCCAUGAACAGGUGCGAGGCUUUCUCUGGUAUGGUACAAGACGUUAGAGAUCUGAGCCGUCAAAGGAACGAGAAGUUCAACCAGCGCUUUAAGGAGAUAGGAGAUAAAAUGCAACGCCAGGAGGUGGAGUUAAAGAACAUGAGAGAGAGGGAGAUUAAAAGCCUUAGGAGGAUUUUUGAUUGGACGAAGAAAAUUAAAUCACCAGGGAAAGCAGAUAUUCAGAAGGAAGAAGAGGAGGAUGAGGACAAGAGGAUUGGGGAAAGGAGGAGUGAUUAUGGGGAUCUGGAGGAAAGGAUGCGAUGGCUUACACAGGAUAAAGAGAGAGAAAUUCAGGAUCUGAGCAUAGAGAAUGACAGAAUCCGUGUUGCAUUAAGCCAGAGUGGAAAAGAAAAGGAUAAGGCAAUGCUAAACCUGGAGCUAAAAGAAAGAGAGAUAGAGGAGAUGCAAGAAAGACUCGAGGAGCAGCAGCUGAAGUUGGUCGACCUUGAACGUGCCGGUGCAGAAAAUGAACAUGAGAGUAAACAGAGAGAGGAAGAGUGGACGAGGCAGGAGAGGAAACUGGUAGAAAACAUGCAGAUGAUGAGGGAAGAGAAGGCAGAGUGGGUGCAAAAAGUUGAGUCUUUGAAGACAGAAAUGGACAGAAGGAAAGGACACUAUGUUGAAACUCUGGAGAAAAAAGCAGAAGAGAAAAGUAAAGAGAUGGAAGAGUUAAAAGAAAAGCUGACAUCAGAGAUGAACACAAAGCUGCUUAAGAAAGAGAAGGAGAUGGAAGAAGUGAGAAAGAAAGCCUCGGAGGAAAAGCAGAAAAUCCUUGAUGGUGAGGCAGAAUAUAAGAGAAAUGUGCAGAGGAAACUGGAAGAGAUGAAAUCACAACAUGAGAAAGAGAGAGAGAGAAACAUGCAUGAGAAAGAGAGAGAGAGAGAGGGCAUGAAAAAGAAUCAUCAGGAAGAGAUAGACAAAAUGGGAGAACGGAUGGAAGGAAUGAAAGUUCAACACCAAAAAGAAAUGGAAAAAAAAGAAAAGUACCACAAAGAAAUCUUGAACAGAGUCAAACAGCAGCAUGAAAAUGAAAUGAGAGACAUGCAGGGAAGAAAAGAAAAAGAGAUCGCAGAGAUUAAAGAGAGUUUUGCAAAAGCAACGGAGGAACAAAUGGAAGCAAAGAAAAGAGAGAUAUCAGAGCUAGAGGAAAAUUAUUUUGUUCAAACAGAAGGAAUCAUGCAGGAGAAUGAAAAAGAGAAAGAAAGGAUCUGUCUGGAUUACAAGAAAGAGAUUGCACAAAUAAUGACAGUGAAGGAAAACGAGGUAGAAGUGUUGAAACUGCAGCAUCAGGAUGAAAUGACAAGAAAAAUGAAUGAAAAGGAGAAACUACGAGAGGUGAGGGAAGCUGAACACAAGGAGGAAGUAGAGAAAAUGUUGAAAGAGAAGAAGGAAGAGGUAGAAAGAGUCCAACAACAGUGCAGUGAUCAAAUGAAGGACUUGGAGAAAGUGAGAGAAAGAGAGAUGGAAAAGCUGAGUCGACAGUUUUCAGAAGAAACUGAGAAACAAUCGCAGGGAAGACGACGAGAGAUAAGAGAGUUAGAGCAAAAGUUUGACGCCCAAAUGAAAGAGAAGAUGCAAGAAAAUGAAAAACAGAGAGAACUGAUGAAUGAAAAUCAUGAAAAGUACAUUUUGGAACAGAUGCAAGAGAAAGAAAGGGAAACAGAGGAGUUGAAACAUCAUCAUGUUGAGGAAAUCAAGGAAAGAAUGGAAGAAAGUGAGAGGGAAAAAGAAAGGAUUGUUGUGAAUCUGAAGAAAGAGAUGGAGCAGGAACUGGAGUUAAAAGAAAAAGAAAUAGAGGAGAUUAAAGGGAGUGUUGAAGAAAUGAAAGAAAAGCUGCAACUAAAGGAGGAGAAAGAAAGAGAGAACGUAAAGGAAAUGACAGAAAUGGAGCAACGGCUGAAAAGAAAGGAACAGGAGGUCGAGGAAAAUCUGCGACAAAAAGAGGAGAAGGAAAUUGAAUAUUUGAAAUACAGGAGAGAGAUGGAGCAGAAACUACAGGAAAGAGAGAAAGAAAUAGAAGAGAUGAAAGAGAAGUUAAAAGGACUCGAUGAACAGUUGAGAGAGAGUUUAAAUCACAAGAAACAGAUGGAGCAGAAGCUGGAAGAAAAGGAGAGAGUGGUAGAGAAAUUAAAUCAACAUAUCAAGGACGUUGAUGAAAUCCUGCAAAGAAAGGAAGAAGAGAGAGGAGAAACUAUUCUUAGUCAAAAGAGAGAGGCAGAACAAAGGCUUCAAGAUAAAGAAAGAGAGAUGGAGGAGAUGAAACAGCAGCUUUUGAACGACAUGGAGAGGAACGUCAAAGACAAAGAAGGAGAGAUGGAGGAGAUGAAACAGCAGCUUUUAAACGACAUGGAGAGGAACGUCAAAGAGAAGGAAAGAGAGAUGGAGGAGAUGAAACAGCAGCUUUUAAACGACAUGGAGAGGAACGUCAAAGACAAAGAACGAGAGAUGGAGGAGAUGAAACAGCAGCUUUUAAACGACAUGGAGAGGAACGUCAAAGACAAAGAACGAGAGAUGGAGGAGAUGAAACAGCAGCUUUUAAAUGACAUGGAGAGGAACGUCAAAGAGAAGGAAAGAGAGAUUGAAAGUUUGAAACAACGGGCCGACUCGAAGGAAACAAGAUGGAGGGAAGAGCAAAAGAAAAAGGAUGAAGAGACAGAAAAGGAGGUGACCCGCCUACUGGAGAUCGUUGAGAAGAAAACAGAAGACACAACACAAGCGCAAAGUCUUCUCCAGGAGAGAGACAGGAAGUUAGAAAGUACAAGUGCCAACUACUUAAAAGAAAUCAAAGAGCUGGAAGAAAGCAAGAAAAUCCAAAUCGCCAGUUUGAUCGAGGAACAAACAGAGAAGGGGAGGAAGACAGAAGCUGAAAUGAUGGAGAAACUCAGAGAGAAAGACGAGGAACUCGCAAAAGUGAGGCAGAGAGAGCAAGAGAACGAGAGAGAAAUCGUCCAACUGAGGCUAACUAUGGAGCAGACGAAGUCCGAGCUGAAGGAGCUCACCGACAGGAUGGAAAAAGAGAUGACGAACAUGAUUCAGGAGUACGAAAAGGAGAUAGCUCAAAGAAACGAGGACAUAGAAUCCAUGGAAAAAGACGCCAAAGAGAAAUUUGUGGAGAGUCAACAGAGAGUGGAGGAGCUGCAGGAACAAAAUGAGAAGAUGAGAAAAGAGACGGACAAUCUCAAAGUCAAAUGUGAGGAGCUAACGAGAGAAACAGGGUGUCUCUUGGAAGAAAGAGACAAAGAGGUCAGGGAGGUAAAGGAUGUAAAUGACAAACUUAGAGUACAGAAAGAUGAGGCAGAGAGGCAGAUGAAUGAAAGGAUGGAGAAACAAAGUGAGUUAAGAUUUAAAGACAGGGAGGCGGAAGAAGAGUUCUUGCGAAGGGAGGAAGUUGUCAAGGAAAGGGAACAAGUCCUGAGUAAAAACGAAGAGGAGCUGAACAAACGACUUCAUGAACUUGAUGCAAAAGAUGAAGACCUUGUCAAAAGAAAGGAAAUGCUGGAACGUAAGGAACAAGAGCUCAAAAAAUGGAAGGCAAAUCUAGAAAAACUGCACAAGGAUCAAGAGGAAAGAAGUAAAUUCGAGAGCAUGCGAGCAGAAAAUGUCAAGAAAAAGGAAAGGGAACUGGACAGUCUUCUCAGAGCUCUCGAGGGCAAACAGGAAGAGCUGAGCUCUCACGGUCAGGAUCUCCAGAGGAAGGUAAAAGGCCUGAAAGAUCACGGGAAGGAGCUGAAAGACAGGGAGAGCUCGUUACUGAAUGAAGAGCAACAGCUGCUCAACUGGAAGUCUGUGUUGCACUCGCAAAAAGAUCACGUGAACUCCACGACACAAGAGUUGGAUGAGAUGAGGAGAGACUUGGCUUUGCUGAAGGAGGAACUUCGCAACAAGGAGGGAAACUUGAGAGCGUCUUUUGAGAAACUGAGAAAAUGGGAAGAGAAUCUCCAGGAACGAGAGGAGAGGUUGGACGAAAGUGAUUCAGCGAACGAACAAUUUGAAGUUGAGAGCUCGGAGGACAGCUUGCAUUUGAUGCACCAACGGAUCAGUGAGAGCAGAGGAAAGGGAAGAGGAAGGGAGUCGGACAGGGGAGACAACAUGAAAGAUAAGGAGGAAACCACAUUGUCAUCUGCAAAGAGCAAUAACUGUCACGUUGAAACCUCAAAAGAGACGCAGAUAACAGAGGAAAAGGAAGGAACAAGAGUAAGAGAAGUAGAGACAAGAAAGAAACAAAGCAGAAAGGGUUCAGGAGUGUCAGAGAUCCUUCAGGAUUUACAGUUUUUAUCUGCAAGUCACCAAAGCAGCUCGAAAAAUAAAGAGCCUCUGGGUUUAGAUCUAAGGGUGUUGGUGUUAGGGGAGACCUGGUCCUCCUGCUCCCCGUCUGGAGUCAGCAUCCUGUGUGGAGAAACGCCCACACUCAACUGUUCUUCCGUCAGAUCUUGGAGGGGUCAGAUAGCUGGACAGAGUCUUGAAGUCAUAGAACCUCUAGGUCUGAAGUGGCGAGACGGGCCAGAUCCAACUGACCCAGUCCAAAAGAAAAACAUUCGUGAGAGCAUCUCUCGGUGUCCCCCAGGACCCCACGUAGUCCUCCUACUCAUGCCAGCAUUCCUGAACUGCACACAAAAGUACAGGAAAGCGGUGGAGGAGCAUGUGGGUCUUCUCGGUGAGGGAAUUUGGCAACGCACAAUGGUGCUGUUCACGUGGGGGGAAGUUUUAGGCGAUAGCGCAGAGCAGCACAUCCUGAGGAACGGGGAACUGAUGAGGCUUGUAGAGCAGUGUCAGGGUGGGUAUCACGUGAUCACCAGCAAGAAAAACAACUCUAUGGUUGAGCAAUUAUUGGUGAAGAUGGAGGAUAUUAUGGAUCUGAACGGCAGGGUGUAGAACUAUGAUUAGACUGUAAAUUUGUCUUGUGAAAAAUGUGUUCUUGAAUGUGUAAAAUGUGAAUAUGUUUGAAUAAAGUUAACUGAUGGAA
Notolabrus celidotus (New Zealand spotty) is the source of this 6502-nucleotide messenger RNA. RefSeq names its product trichohyalin. Lineage: Eukaryota; Metazoa; Chordata; Actinopteri; Labriformes; Labridae. Gene Ontology annotation, molecular function: GTP binding. The transcript has 3 exons. The record is from RefSeq and is a predicted model, not a curated record. The coding region runs from base 1 to 6411 and encodes 2136 amino acids.